AACAGGUACUUAGCCGUUUGGUUGAAUGGGAGAAACCGAAACCAAAAGUACCUGAAGGCUCCUGAGCUGUUACUAAUCUUGUUUUUGCUUCUAGUGAGUUCCAUGGUCAUAGAAAUUUGGGGUUUCAACAGUAUUCUUAACUGUUUCUUGAUAGGCCUUGCAUUUCCAAGGGAAGGCAAAUCAGCUAGAACACUUCUCCAUAAACUCGGCUAUUCAAUUUACAAUUUUGUCCUUCCAGUCUACUUUGGAUACUUAGGGUUACAAUGCGACAUUAUCAACGCUUUCUGGAACUUGAAUCGCUUGACGAAUGUCGCCAUCUUGGUCCUGUUAGGGAUUGGAAGCAAGCUCAGUGGCACUCUUCUUGUGUGCCGUUACCUUCAGUAUCCAACUAGUGAAGGAAUCUUCCUUGGAUUUGUGUUGAACACAAGAGGCUAUGCUGAUCUUCUCUUUAUUGGUGCCUCUGCUAAGCAAGUUAUUACUUUUGAUCCGGAAGCUUACAAUGUGUUGCUAGUAUCAAUAGUACUCAACACAGUCAUAUCUGGGAUAACUGUGGCUUUUCUAUCAAGAGGGGAAGAGAGAUUGUUUGUAACAAACCAUACUGCAUUGGAGCCACAGAGCUUGGAAGAUGAGCUUCGAAUUCUGGCUUGUGUAUACGAUCCUCGCCAAGUGUCUGCAGUAUUAUCCACAGUUCUAGCAUUACAUGGCAAUAAGCAAACACCAUCGACCACCUAUUUGAUGCAUUUGAUAGAGCUUGUUAAGAAGAUCAAGACUAACGUGCUGUUUCAUGAAAAGGAAACCGCCGAGAUUAGCGACGACGAAGACUAUGGUGGCAAUGAUGUGGUGGAUAUUAAUAAUGCAUUAGAUGCUUUCACUGCAGACACAAAGGUUUUGGUACACCAAAGAAGGGCAGUGUCUUCUUUCCCAACUCUUUAUGAAGAUGUUUGCAAUGAUGCAGAAGAUCUUCAGGUAUCAAUCAUUAUACUUCCCUUUCACAAGCACCAGCGAAUUGAUGGAAAACUGGAGAGUGGAAAAGAAGGGAUAAGAAUUACAAACCAGAAAGUUCUAAGGCAUGCUCCUUGUUCUGUUGGUGUGAUUAUUGAAAGAGGACUUGCCAGAUCCCCUGGUUUCUCAAAUCUAAUUUCAUCUGAUAACAUACAAAAUGUUGCAACACUUUUCUUUGGCGGCGCAGAUGAUCGUGAGGCGAUUGCUUGGAGCUUACGAAUCUCCAAGCAUCCGCGCGUCAAUCUGACAAUAAUUAGAUUCUUGCUGUCCUCUUCUGCUGUACAAAAUGAACAGAUCAAAAGUGGAGAAUCCGAGGAAAAAGAGAUUUUGAUGUCGCUGACUGGAGAAGAGACGGUGAAUGAGAUUGAUAACACAUUCAUGGUUGAUUUCUAUAACAGGUAUGUGACUUCAGGCCAAAUUGGAUAUGUGGAGAAGUUUGUACAUGAUGGAGCAGAAACAUUAGAAUGUCUAAAAGAGAAUGGGGAUUUAUACGCUUUGUUUAUAGUAGGAAGGGGUGGUAGAGGGCAAUGUUCAUUAACAAUUGGUAUGAGUGAUUGGGAAGAGUGUCCUGAACUUGGUACAGUUGGUGAUAUUUUGGCUUCUUCAGAUUUUGAUAUUCAAGGCUCAGUUUUAGUGGUUCAACAACACAGAGAUGCCAAGAAAGGCAUAAUAAGUGAUUAGUGUUAUUAAAAGUACAAUUUAGUUACCCUUAGGCUUAUUCUUGUACUUAGUUUUUCAUGAACAUAUGUGUAUAAAUGAAAUUUUUUUUGGUAGGAGGAAUAGAACUAAUAAGGACCAACUUAUCUACUUA
Molecule: messenger RNA, 1813 nt
Organism: Arachis ipaensis
Lineage: Eukaryota; Viridiplantae; Streptophyta; Magnoliopsida; Fabales; Fabaceae
Product: cation/H(+) antiporter 1
Biological process (GO): regulation of pH; proton transmembrane transport
Cellular component (GO): endomembrane system; membrane
Molecular function (GO): antiporter activity
Source: RefSeq, a predicted model, not a curated record